Messenger RNA from Rhagoletis pomonella (apple maggot), 1219 nucleotides. RefSeq names its product coiled-coil domain-containing protein 12. The record is from RefSeq and is a predicted model, not a curated record. The transcript is spliced from 2 exons. Gene Ontology annotation, cellular component: post-mRNA release spliceosomal complex; U2-type spliceosomal complex. The coding region runs from base 88 to 576 and encodes 162 amino acids. NCBI's taxonomy places the organism in Eukaryota, Metazoa, Arthropoda, Insecta, Diptera, Tephritidae.
AUCAAAAUUCCUAUUGUUUUCCUAUUCCUAUGGUUUAGGCUGUCACAUUUUGAUUAUUUAUGUAUUUCAAUUUUGGGUUCCAGAAAAAUGGAAUCAGAGGAAAUUAAAUUGGGAAAAUUAACUGAGGAGUCUUUAAAGCGUAAAGAACGUUUGCGUCAAUUACGUGGAAAAGCCCAAAAAUCCGAUAAAGAUUCUUACACUAAAGGAACCGAAGAGCUUCCGAGGCCUAUUUUUCGCAGUUACAAACCACAGAACGAAAAUACCGAAGGCGAAGUGUUAGACCAAGAACCAUCCGGUGAUAUUGAAAAAGCAGUAGAAGGGCAGUUGGAACUAUUGAAUCAGCCUAUGAUUAUCGAUGAAAUUGAUAUAGCAAAUUUGGCGCCUCGAAAGCCCGACUGGGAUCUAAAACGUGAUGUAUCAAAAAAGCUAGAACGAUUAGAGAGGCGCACUCAAAAGGCAAUUGCCGAGUUAAUACGGGAGCGGCUGAAAAAGAAUCAAACCGACCAAGAAAUAUUUCAGGCGGUGAACGUUGGUACGGCGCAUGCCGGUGAGGCUACUACAGUCGAUGAUGAUUAGUAAUAACCAACAACUAAUAUAUUUUAUCAUGUAAGGAUUUAUUUAAUACACAUAUAAAUAUGAUAUAAAAUAACAGAAAUUGUACAAAUUUACGAUGGUAUCUAAAUUGCAAAAAAAAAUAUAUAUGUAUAAAUAAUCGCCUAUUUGCGACGAGAACCUAAUGAUGUAGUAGACAAGUGUGGCGAAAUAUUUUCUUUACCAGAAGACUUCAGUUUCUCACGUAAUGCAUUUAUUUCUGAAAAAGGCAUUCAGUUUUCGUUUUGUAAAAUAAAUAGUUUGUACAUAUACGCUCAUUUACUUCAGUUGCGUCAUAAUGAAAAAAAUGCAAAUAUUGAGUUAACGACCGCUAUCUCUUCUAAUAAUAAUAUAAUAGAUCGGCGCUUACACUUGCGUUAGUGUUUGGCUGAGCUUCUCCUCCGAUUUGUGGCGUGCGCCUUGAAGUUGUCUCUUCUAUGUUGUGUAAAAAUUUCAUAUACAUAUUUAUCGAUUACCGGUAGCUCACUAGACCAGAAUAUGUAUUUUUUAGUCUUAGUAACAAUUAUUACCUUGUUUUAUAUUUCCGGUCUUAACUUUUAUUUGUUGAACUAUAAAAUAUUGCAGAUCUUAUUGCACUAAUGAUUUUGCAAAUAAAUGAAAUGAAAUA